AUGACAAUAACGCAGGUACAGAUCUUUAUUGUUUUUAUACUUUUCGGGCGUCUAGUUGUUGGAGAUAUUCGAUAUUCAAUUCCAGAAGAGAUGGUGAAGGGGUCUUUCGUGGGUGAUAUUGCAAAAGAUCUGGGAUUAGAAAAUAAAAGACUUAAAACGGGCAGUGCUCGCAUUUUUCACGAAGGAGGCUCACAAUACAUCGAGCUAAAUGUUAAUAAAGGCAUUUUACUGGUUAAAGAGAGGAUGGACAGAGAAAUAUUGUGCGGAAAAAUGACAGCUUGCCUAUUAAAUUUUCAGGUUAUUUUAGAAAAUCCAUUGGAAUUUCAUCGUGUUAUUAUAGAAAUUACUGAUGUUAAUGAUAACGACCCCACAUUUCUAAAUAAUAAAAUGAAUCUAGAAAUCAGCGAGUCUUCAUUCCAAGAUACCUGGUUUUCACUGCCUAGUGCUGUAGAUCCCGAUGUGGGUGUUAACACAAUAAAAUCAUACACCCUCAAGCCUACGGAUCAUUUUAAUUUAAAAUUACACACGCAGUCUGAUGGUGGCACUUCGAUUGAUUUGAUUUUGAAAAAGCCUUUAGACCGAGAAACGCAAGAAGAGCAUGUUUUGCUUUUAAGUGCAGUUGAUGGUGGGGACCCACAGCGAUCUGGCACUGUCGAAAUACACAUUACUGUACUCGAUGCCAAUGACAAUGCUCCUGUUUUUACUCAGCAAGUGUAUAAAACUUCUGUAUCAGAGAACACAUUGAUCGGUUCUGUGAUUAUCAGGGUUAAUGCCACAGAUGCAGACAAAGAGAAGAACGGACAAAUAAUGUACUAUACACACGUCACUGAUGUUGCCAAAGAAUUAUUUAAAUUAGAUUCACAUUCAGGUGAAAUUACUAUAGCAGGGCAAAUAGAUUACGAAGAAAAUAAAUUAUAUGAAAUGACAGUGCAAGCCAAAGACAAUGGUGGUCUUGUAGGUUCCAGUAAAGUAAUAAUAGAAGUCAAAGAUCUGAAUGACAAUGUCCCUUUUAUGAACAUGAUGUCAGUUUCAAAUCAGAUAUCUGAAGAUGCAUUGCCGGGAACAGCAGUAGCCGUUUUCAAUGUUCACGACAGAGAUUCAGGAAAAAAUGCUGAAGUUAACUGUUACAUUGACAACAAAGUUCCAUUCAAAUUGAAAUUAUCAACACGUAAUGUGUACAGCUUAGAAACAGACGGAUUACUGGAUCGUGAAAAAAUAGCAUACUAUAAUAUCACUAUUGUAGCAAAAGAUGAAGGUAAACCUUCACUGUCAUCUAAUUAUACAAUUAAACUGGAAGUAAAGGAUGUCAAUGACAAUCCACCGAGAUUUGAAGAACAAUUUUAUACUGUUUAUAUCAUGGAAAACAACUCACCUGGGGUCUCAUUUUUUAGUUUACAAGCAAGAGACAAUGACGCUGGGAUCAACAGUAAAAUUUCAUACUUCAUUCAAGAAACCCGCGUUCAUAACGCAUCAAUGUCUUCUUAUGUGUCUGUUAAUGCUGAAGAUGGUGUCAUCUAUGCUAUCCGCUCUUUCGAUUAUGAACAACUGAAGCAUUUCCAAGUCUCAGUUACAGCUAAAGACAGUGGAACUCCAUCUCUAAGCACCAGCGCAAUUAUUGACGUGUUUAUUCAAGAUCAGAAUGAUAAUCCUCCUCAGAUUUUGUACCCGACACAAAAUAAAGGCUCCAUGAUAGCUGAAAUCGUACCUCGCUCUGCAGAAGUUGGCUAUCUCGUUUCCAAGGCUGUUGCUGUAGACAUGGAUUCUGGGCAGAAUGCUUGGCUUUUGUAUAGGAUUGUGAAACCAGCUGACCAGACACUUUUUGAAAUUGGUUUACAUAACGGAGAACUGAGAACACUUCGUCAAAUUAACGACAAAGAUAAUACAAAGCAGCGAUUAACAAUUUCAGUAGAGGACAGUGGACAGCCUUCUCAUGCAGCCACGAUUCAUAUGAACAUUGCACUUUCUGAGAGCAUUAACCAGGCAUAUUCAGAAUUUAAUGAUUUCAUUAAGGACAGUAAAAGCGACGAUAAUCUUACUUUUUUUCUUGUACUUGCUUUGGCAAUCGUCUCCCUUAUUUUUAUCCUCUUCAUCGUAAUUCUAAUGGCCUUCAAAUUCAGUGCAUGGAAGCGCUCCAAACUCUUAAAUGAAAUGUCAAAUGGAACUCUGCCAGUUAUUCCGUUUUACCCGCCUAGGUAUGCAGACGUGAGCGCAACAGGGACGCUUCAACAUGUCUACAAUUACGAAGUUUGCCUAACUACGGAUUCUGGGAAUAGCGAAUUUAAGUAUAUAAAGCCUUUCAUACAGAAAGUUGACGCUGAUCCGAAUGGAACUGAGACAAUCCCCCACAAUACGAAAAAGGAUUUAAUAAUUGAUGAAGAAUUCACUCAGGUAAGCAUCCGAGAUACAGGCUUUACUUUAGUUUCAAAAAGCUGA
Messenger RNA from Erpetoichthys calabaricus (reedfish), 2433 nucleotides. Its product is annotated as protocadherin gamma-A2-like. The record is from RefSeq and is a predicted model, not a curated record. Gene Ontology annotation, molecular function: calcium ion binding. Lineage: Eukaryota; Metazoa; Chordata; Cladistia; Polypteriformes; Polypteridae. Gene Ontology annotation, biological process: homophilic cell-cell adhesion. The coding region runs from base 1 to 2433 and encodes 810 amino acids. Gene Ontology annotation, cellular component: plasma membrane. The transcript has a single exon.